AACCGAGUAUGUGCUCAGUCCCUCACUCACAAUUUUUUCCUCCUCCCUCUCUUUCCCUCUCCCUCUCCCUGUCCCUCGUUCACUCUCUCUUUCUCUUCUCUCUGUCCGCGUGUGUGUGCGUAGUCUUGAAGCACUGCCAAGUAGAGUGUGUUUUUUGAAUGAAUACCUGAUGAGGCUGCUGAGGCUGACUGGGGGAAGGAGGAGCCGUUUUCUCUAGAGCUGUGUGUGUGUAUGUGUGAAGAGCAGAAGAGAGAGAGAUAGAGCGAGCUGGCAGUCUGUUUGCCUUGCAUAACAUACGCUGUAGCUCUCACACGUAGGGCUAGUGAAACAGCGCAGACGAGGGAACUUCCUUUACCCUCAGCCCUCUGAGCAUUUGUGGAAGGAAGUGGAGGAAAGUGAAGGCGGGGGGACCAUUGGACAUGGAAGAAAACAUAAAUCAGAGGAUUGCGCGUGUGACUUGAUAGCAGAGCUAAACCUGGACAAAGGACAGCUUGCCAGUGGGUAGAGUGAGUUACACUCGUAGUGCAGAUAGAGAGAGAGAGAGAGAGAGGUAUUAAAUGCACCCAUAAAGAAAGGUACGGACCAAUAUUCAUCAGUGAGAGAUGAUUCCACAUGAAGCACAUGAAUCCUUUCAUGACAAGAGUCCUGACAAUGGGCAAAACUAUAGUAAAAGUGGGGCAAAGUAAAAAAAAUAGAAUAUCUUAACAAGUGAGUUUUACUUCACACUUUAAAACAUCCUGAUUAAGACAAGUGGGUUAAAAAUCGGGAAAAGCUCAAAGACGAUGAAGUCUAACCAGGAGCGUUGUAAUGAGUGCCUUCCGCCAAAAAAGCGGGAGAUUUUAGCUCUGGAAGAGAAGCAGGUGCUGGUGUCAGCUGCUGUUAGUGACAGCCAAAAUGGAGAGAAUUUGGCUUGGCUAGCCAGCGUUGCUACCAUGGCUAGCAUGGCCCACAUCCCCAACAAUGCAGGCCCAUCACAGAGCAACAGUGCUGAGCCUGACAGCCCCCCACCAUCAAAUAAGGCUCUCACUGUGGUGACAGAAUAUCCUCUAACUACUACAUCUGCUGGCUUUUCAUUCUCUUCGAACAGCUCAACAUACAGGGGAGUAUUCUCUGGGCCUACCGUGCUAACAUCCAAUCCUGCGGUUCUUUCCACAAACCUUCCCCAAACUAUAGGCUCCGUCCAAUACACACAACUUCCCCCCAAUCUCCAGCUCAUAGGGCCCUAUACAAGUUAUAUCUCUUCACAGAUUGUGCCGUCCACGACUAGUCCAACACAGCCACGGAGGACACCACAAGAGGUCUUGGCCACGACAGCUGUCAUAUCACAAGCAUCCAGCCUUGAUUCACAGAAUCAUCAUGUGAUUUCUUCUAUACCAAAUGUUUCCCACACUCAAUGCAUCCAGGUAGACAGUGCGCCUUUGGGUUUGACAGUUUCCUCCCCUUCUGCUCAACUGCCAAUUCAAAUCCAUCCACAUUCAGCAGUCCUUGCCCCUCAUGCCCUGGCCCUUACCCCCUCUCAAGUGGUUCUACAUUAUACAGAUGGCUUCAUUGCAAAGCAGCCAGGCUCCCAUCCCAGAGAGAUGCAGAAUGGCACACUAGGGGAGAUUGCAGUGGUCAAGCACAGUACUGCCAAAGUAAUUUCUAGCCAGUCAGAAGGCGACCAGAGCCACAAGCAAAACCAUGACCUGGGCCUUCAGACCCAAGCUCAGGUUCUGCUCCCAGCAGACUACAGCACUCAUGACAGAACAGGACUGCAGACAUCACUGAUGUUGGUGUCCAGUAGCCACCUUGCAGCAAACAACUCAGAGCUCCAAAGUAUUUUGGGUAAGGACCACUUAUCUUUGCACCUUGCUGAGAGAGGAGGGAUCUGCAUAGGCAAACCAAUGUCCAGAGUGUCUGCCCUUACUUCCUCAGACAGCCAAGUUUCUCCUGCCUCCACGAUCCUCCCGCACACACUCAUGCAGGCUCCUCACAACACUCCCCAACAAGAGCUCUCCACCAGCCUUUACUCUGCUACACAGCUCCCAAUUAUUGGCUACAUCACCAGUGCUUCUGGUGGACCCCAGCAAGCAGUAACUGGUUAUCAGAGCAACCUGCCACAGCACGUGGUGAUCUCAGGCAACCCCUCCUUGCUCAUUCCGGUGAGUGCCACUAACAUCAAUCCACCUACUGCUGAGCCAGAGCUCAACCGCUGUUCUGUAAUCCCCAGUAUAGCCAAUGCAUCAACAGCUCUGCCUCAGACCUUUAUUAAUACAUCCCCACCUGCAGCUUCAGUCCUACCCAAUGGUAAAGACAUCACAGUCUCUGAUGGAGGUCAUGGGUCUUGUGUUGUGCCAAGUCCAACCCAAAUACAGCUGCCUGUUCUUUCAGCCAGUGUGGUUGGUUCUCCAGUUCCUGUAACACCUCCAACAUCCAUAAGCCCUCACAGCUCACCAUCAUCACCAUCAGCGGUCCUACCACCAUUCUUCAUGAAGGGCUCUAUUAUUCAAUUGGCAGAUGGCGAACUAAAGCGUGUGGAGGAUCUGCGAACAGAGGACUUUGUGCAAAGUGCGGAGGUGAGUGGAGAACUGAAGAUUGACUCCAGCACUGUAGAGCACAUAGAGUGCAGCCGCACACCCAAUGCUGUCAUCAUACAGUUCUCAGUGGGAGAGAACAAAGCCCAGGUCUGUGUUGAGGUUCUGGUGGAAUACCCUUUCUUUGUGUUUGGUCAAGGUUGGUCAUCCUGCUGCCCAGACCGCACCACCCAGUUGCUAGCUCUAUCCUGUGCUAAACUGUCUGUGGGCGAUGUUUGUAUUUCCCUCACCCUUAAAAGCCUAAAUGAUAGCAUUCAAAAGAAAGAUCAUUUUUCAAACUGUGUGACGAAACACAACAAUACUUUGAAACCAGCCAAAAACAAUGGGCCAAGUGAGGAAAGACAAACCCAAAUGGAGGAUCUUAAGAAAGGACACAAAAUGACAUCAGGAGUGGAAAAUAGUUCAGGAACACUGGUUGAGAUUUCCAACCAAAGAAAUGUGUUGACCCUCUUAGAGAAUGGGGACAUAAAUCCUCAGACACAAGUGAAUCUCCAGAACCAGGCAGAAAAAACCUACACAUUCAGUGCUGAGAGAGCAGUUAGCCGCAAGAGGAGAUGGUCUGCCCCAGAGAGGGGAGAAAUGUUGAGGUCGCAAGAGGACCCUCAGAUUUUACCCAAAUUUUCCUUCCUCCCACAUCACCUGAAGGUCAGCAUUGAGGGCCGCUCCAGCACAGGUUGCUGAGAUGUUCAGAACUCCAUAGAGCAGUGGUGGGGAGUCAGUUUCUAACAAGAUAUACAUUAAUUAGCUUUUCUUAAUUUGAGAAAUCACAUGAACUAAAUAAAAUGUAUUUUUGCUUGGUGUACAAGAAAAUGCUUUUGCUUCAAUAACAGAGACUCAGAAAACUUGACCCGUCACUGCCAUGUACUCUAAGAGGGACAAGGAAGAGCAGAUUUCUUUUUGGUACUUUGUUGCUUUCCUAUCAAAUUCAUACCAAGGUUAUUGUAAUAUUAGAUGUGAUCAUCUGUGAGCAUUUGAGUCAUGUCAUAUGUAACAUUAAUCCUUAGAUUUUCUUUUAAAUCAGCUGGACAUGACAGUUUUGGGUUGUAUGUUGCAAGGUCCGACCACUUUUUUCUCAGCUUGCUGAGCAUUCAGUGUCUUUAGUCUACUGUUAUGUGUACCAAAUUCAUUCAUAAUCAGGGCUUUUACUGGAUGAGGACUGUUACAUGGAUUGAUGGAAAAAGGAUAACAGUAAGACGACACUUGUGUGACUUUGAUUACAAGUGAUUUCUGUAAAUUGUGUAAGCAUGAUUUUCUUGACAGAAGCAGCCUCCCACUUGUUUCUGCCCCCAAUAAUCCCUUGCUUACAUAAUGACAUCUGAGAGUGACAGGCUUUGCUCGAGUGACUACUUUGAAUCUGACUUAGGUCAAGUAAGGCAUCAAGAUACAACAAUGAAUGUUAAAUGAUUUAUCCUUAUUUGUUAAUUCAAUUGCUGAUAGUCUUUUAGAUAUGCAAUACUGAGCUUUCACAUACCUCAUGUGUGCAUUUAACAGUUAACCCAAUCAGAUAGCCUGAUCGGAUCUGUGAUCUCAGUUUUGAGUGAGUAAUCAUUUGAAAAAUCUUAACAUUGUCAAAGUGGCUAUGUAGAGAAGUCUCCAUUCAAGUCAGAAUUAGCACUUUAAAGAAAGGUUAGGGGAAGUUGAAUGAAUGGAUGGAAACAUUCCCACCUCUGUUUUGUUACUACAGCGACAGACCAUUUUGAGUGCUGUUAGUCAUUUUGUGCGUUAUUAGCCAUUUUACAUGCAAGGCCCUUUCUCAUUUAGUAUUUUUCAAUUAUGAUGUCUUCUUUACUCAUUUUUAUUUAGUAUUGUGGGUCUUAAUCAGUCUGGCUGCAAUAAUAAAUUCUUUAUUAAAGACACAAUAUAAUUACCACACAACUAAAUCUACGCAGCAUCCUUGUUGUUCAAAACAGGCUGUGUUUCACAGGUUUCUCACAAACAGAAUUGAACUUUUUGUAUCUAAACUUGUUUAUAAAGGAAAUUUAGCUUCUAAUAAAGUUAACAAAAUUGACCCAGAUAUGAUCAUUCAAAUAGUAAGAAUCAGUGGGUCAAAGAAGGACGCUAUGCUGUGUUCAAUCUUCUCUGUCACCGAAAAUCUACAUUUUCAGUGGUCAAAAAUGGGUUGCUAACAUGGACACAAGACAUUCUGAACGGACUAUACUUCAGUUUCUUACAGCCUAAUUUUUGUUUGCAUCAAAAUAAUAUAUAGCUACUGCUCAGACUAAAGGUAUGUCAUCCACUGUGGGUCUCUUUUAAAAUGUUGAUUUCUCCACACUUAGCAGUAUGCUGCUAAUGACCUAAACAUGUCAUAAUCUGACUUUUAACUCCUCUGCAGAGAAAAAAAAAAAAGAAUACAAAAUGAAUGUUGAGACACUAUUUUUAGAUUUUAAUAUCCAUAUGAUCUAUUCUAUCUGUCUUUAUUUUUGCUGUGCUGGUCAUGUUAAACCAACUUAAAGGAAUUAAUUUUGUACACUGCAAUGAAAAAUUACAGAUAAGGUAAUACUCCAUAAACCUUUUUUAAAUGACAAAUAUAAUUGCUCUAUUCCAUGAACAAAAGCCUUAUGGAACUAUCUUCAGAUGUAUUUUGUGUCACAAAAUAAUUCUUAUCCUACUCAACUGACUGUUUAAUACAUUUGAGUGCUGUUAUAAAUUCAGAAAAAAAAUCUUUGAAUACAUUUAAGAAUUUUGCUAUUUGCACAAGUAGACGUUUUAAAGAGGAAAGCCGAGUGUAUGGACUAGUUAACACUUCAUAUUGCCAGCUCUGUAGGUAACCUAGAAACUAUACAUUUUUAUAUGUGCGGUCGUGAGUGAGAGUUUUACACAUACAUCAGUUUGUUGACUGAUUUGAAAAAGGUAUUGUUGCAUCCAGGGUUAUAUUCAGAUGGAAUCACAAUAGACCUCAUAUUGCAGAAGUAAUGCUUGAUUGCACCUUCAGUCCAAUUUGGAUUUAGAUUUUAUGCACUUUUGAAGAGGGGGGACAAUGAAAGAGAAAUGAAUGGGAUUGGUGAUUAGUAGCCACGCAGCUAUAUGUUUAAUACAGCCUAUUGUAAUGGUGAUAUUGGUAAGGCAGUAGAAAAUUCAGUGCUAUGACAAUAGACUAAAAACCAUUACAAAAGUGUCAGUGUCGUUGUUCGUUUCAUGUUUAUCAUUGUUCUAUCUCUUCUCUCUCUCUCUUUAUUUUCCUGUGUAGCUAUAUGUUCAUGUGUUUGUGCACUGUGUGGAUAACUUCACUGAAGACAGUCAGGUUUCAACCUCAGAACCACAAAUGUUCUUAUAUCCAGUGUGUGCUGUUCUAUUCUAAUCUAACAACAGCAAUUUAUUAUCAUCUGCAUUAAAAACUUUUUUUUUUUUUUUAAAGAAGGCUGUCAGCCACUUGAAGGCAUAAAAGCGUUAUAAUGAUUUAUAGUCCUGCUGCAUUCUCAGGUUGAGAAACUGGCCUGACUGUUUUUUGUCCUCUUUUACGUUUUUGCAAAAAUGCUCAAAGUUACAAAAACUGAGCUGGUGUUUAUUUAGCUCCAGUGCUAUGACUCAUGGGAAGUCACUGGCUGACUAUUGCGCCCUCUACAGCCCAUCACUGUACAUGCACCCAAUGUACAAAGAAGGCUAACUUUUAACUAGCAUGAUGACAUGUUGCAAAUGAAUGUAACUUACGUGCUUGCUAUUGAAAAUGUAUUCAUAUGGAAAAAUACAACUUUCUGUUGUAUGAACAAGGUUGGGCAUCAACAAUAUGGCUUUUUUAUAUUAUAUAUAUAUAUCCAAAGACAGUCAGAAUUUGCUGUAUGCAUAUGCCUCAAUGCUCCAUAGCCAGCAUUAGCUCUAGCAAUACCACAAGGCCUCGUUUUGGGUUGGAAGACCAAACUUGAUGCCUAGAAAUUGACCUAUAACAUACACAGACACUGAUCUCAUUGUUUUGUUUUGUUGUUCUUUUGUAAAGUAAGAUCUAGAUGUUUUACCUCCCAUUAAACCUCAAUCGCCAGAGUGACACUUAUCUUUAAAAAAGGAAGAAAAAAAGCACAUAACUAAUUUCACAUUUUCUGAUAUAUUCAAUGUAAAUGACUGUAUUUGUGUGAUUCGUUGUACCUGUGAUAUUUUUUCUCAUUCUUUGACAAGCUCCUUUUCUACAAACUGACAAAAAGCAAUUAAGAUAGAAGUCAACCUCAACUUUUCUAAACUGUGGUGUGUUUAUGUGAACAGAGCAUCCAAGACUGUUCAGUGAAGUCAGUGAUCAUUUCUUUGGUGGUGCUUGCAGGUUUUUGUAGCUUAUUUGAUUUUUGUGAAAUGGAAAGGAACAUCGGACUCGACUUUUGGCAAAUAUGUCCAGUUCAAUGACUUCCUAUAUAGUAUAAAUCUAUUGUAUCUGUAUAAUCACUCUAAUAAAAUACUGUGCCAAUUUUAGUUGCCUUUUUCCUUUGAUGAAGUGGGAUGUUGUUUGAGAUGAUAAACCUAAAAUUGACUGUACGGCUAGAUAUAGAUGCUUUUAAUUUAUUCAAUAGAAAAGACAAGGUUGUUCUUCACCCCUUUACAAAGCCUCCUGAGACACCGACAUUCUGACUACACAAGCUGUAUAAUUCCUCAUAUUUGCACAUAUGCUACAUAUAUACUGUAUACUUCCUUAUAUAUUCCACACUCACUUUUUUCUUUUCUUUUCUUCCUUUGUAUCACUUGGUGGCACUAAUUAAACAAACUAUGAAAUUGUCA
Molecule: messenger RNA, 7268 nt
Organism: Carassius auratus (goldfish)
Lineage: Eukaryota; Metazoa; Chordata; Actinopteri; Cypriniformes; Cyprinidae
Product: ataxin-1-like
Exons: 3
Coding region: 783-3254 (823 amino acids)
Biological process (GO): nervous system development; negative regulation of transcription by RNA polymerase II
Cellular component (GO): nucleus
Molecular function (GO): RNA binding; protein binding
Source: RefSeq, a predicted model, not a curated record